AUGGAACCGAGAGAACAUCUGUGAAAAAAAAACAGUCUAGUGUGUUUGUCCUGUCGAGUUUGCGGGAUACAUUUGCUUAGCGGCCACAAGGUGUUAUGUGGUCGGGGCGAUGAAUCCUGGUCACAUCACACAAGCUACCAAUCUUUCCACGCCUCCAGUAUUUUUUGUGGUCUCUGAUCGACUUCCCUGUUGCUGCAUUGCCCCAAGAGCCCCCCAACCUGGAAGACACCGUUGUCUACUCUGCCAAUGCACACCACGAAUUCCUGAGGUUUUUUUUUUCUUUUGGAAAAGGAGGAAACGAGCCCGGCCUCUGCAUCAAUCGAUGCAUACAGCCCUGCAUCAAUUCGUACGAGUCUCGAUUAAGCUAGCUUUUCACAAGAGACAAGAAUGGGGUAUCGCCAAAAUACACAAGAGUGAAAGAGAGAGAAAGCCCUGCAUGCAUGAUUAUUGCUUUCCCCGUAAGCAGAGACUGCGCGCUUAUUGCUUGCCCAGCUUCGGGAUGCAGACAUGCAGUUGCGCAAGCAUUUCUUUUCGUAGCGUUGUGGACUUCACACUUGGCAUAGACCAAUGGCAGCUUGCGUGCUGUGCCUUGUAAAAGGUGUUAAAAUGGCGAGAGCGACGUGCUUGGCUUGACACCCGUCGUAGUAUAACUGCCUCCUUCCUCUGCGUUUGUGCUCGUGUUGGUGAUCCAUCCUUCCGGCCAUUUAUGUCAGUAGGACUUUGGAAGUAGUAGUUCAGAAUCAGAGAGAGAGAUAGGCGUCGAUGGACGUAUUCAUCCACGAGGACUACGUGAACAAGCGCAACAUGGUGAGGAGGGAGCAGAAGAAGAAGACGCAGGUGCAGGUGCUGCAGCUGGGCAGCACAGGCGCCUGCCGGCCGGCGCUGGCGCGGGCGCGCGGGGAGGGCAUCCCAGGAACGCCGAGGCAGUGCCUGACGCCGACCAGCCUCUCACCGUCGUCCACCAUCGAGUCUCCCGCGUCAGGCUCGUCGGAGGAAGCCGUCUCAUCGGAUCACCGCCGCCUCUUCGAUUGCCUGAAGCCGUACUAGGGAGGCAACCGAGGUUAUGUGUGAGGUUAAAGAAUAAACGUGGGGCUCUUCUGAUGGUUUUUGUGCUUGUAUUUCAGCUACUUGUGUAUGGGCCAUUACGAGAUCAACCCUAGUAAUGUAACCAGCGUUGCCUGCUAUGAACAACUGUCGCUUUUGGAA
Hordeum vulgare subsp. vulgare (domesticated barley) is the source of this 1206-nucleotide messenger RNA. RefSeq lists its product as uncharacterized. Lineage: Eukaryota; Viridiplantae; Streptophyta; Magnoliopsida; Poales; Poaceae. The transcript has a single exon. The record is from RefSeq and is a predicted model, not a curated record. The coding region runs from base 763 to 1047 and encodes 94 amino acids.